AUGGGAGGUGCUGUGAGUGCCGGGGAGGACAACGACGAGCUCAUUGACAACCUGAAGGAGGCCCAGUACAUCCGCACGGAGCUGGUGGAGCAGGCGUUCCGUGCUGUCGACCGUGCAGACUAUUACCUUGACGAGUUUAAGGAAAACGCGUACAAGGACCUGGCAUGGAAGCACGGGAACAUCCACCUGUCUGCCCCGUGCAUCUACUCGGAGGUGAUGGAAGCCCUGGACCUGCAGCCUGGCCUCUCCUUCCUAAAUCUAGGCAGUGGCACUGGCUACCUCAGCUCCAUGGUCGGGCUCAUCCUAGGUCCUUUUGGUGUCAACCACGGGGUGGAGCUUCACUCCGAUGUCAUCGAGUACGCCAGGCAGAAGCUGGACUUCUUCAUCAAGACCAGCGACAGCUUUGACAGGUUUGAAUUCUGUGAACCAUCCUUUGUUAUUGGUAAUUGCCUGGAGAUUUCUCCCGACUGCAGUCAGUAUGAUCGUGUGUACUGUGGGGCCGGUGUGCAGAAGGAGCAUGAGGACUACAUGAAGAACCUGCUGAAAAUCGGGGGCAUCCUCGUCAUGCCGCUGGAAGAGAAGUUGACUAAGAUAACGCGCACUGGCCCUUCCGCGUGGGAGACCAAGAAGAUUCUGGCUGUUUCUUUUGCUCCUCUCGUGCAGCCCUGCCGCUCGGAGUCGGGAAAGCCAUGCCUCGUCCAGUUACCGCUGCUGGCGGUCCGCAGCCUCCAGGACCUGGCCCGCAUUGCCAUCCGGGGUACAAUCAAGAAGGUCAUUCAUCAGGAGACAGCGAACAAAAAUGGAAACAGACUGAAGAACACCCCCAGGUUCAAACGCCGGCGAGUUCGUCGCCGUCGCAUGGAAACCAUAGUCUUUUUGGACAAAGAGGUCUUUGCCAGCCGGAUUUCCAAUCCUUCUGAUGACGCCACUGGUGAAGACUGGGAAGAGGAGCAGCAGGCAGACGAGGACAGGGCCGCACCGGAAGUGAAGCCAGAUCCCCCGGUGAACUUCUUACGUGAGAAGGUCCUGAGCCUCCCUUUGCCUGACCCUCUCAAGUAUUACCUGCUCUACUACCGAGAAAAAUGA
Orycteropus afer afer is the source of this 1086-nucleotide messenger RNA. NCBI's taxonomy places the organism in Eukaryota, Metazoa, Chordata, Mammalia, Tubulidentata, Orycteropodidae. The record is from RefSeq and is a predicted model, not a curated record.